AAUUUUUAAGUUUCUAUUAUUUAAAAAGGCAUUGACAUGAAAUAUGAAACCAGAUUGGAUAUUUUAAAUUCACAUUUUAACAGGUCGAUCAAGCAUUCAUGAAUCUUCAAAUAUUUUAUAGAUUAAACUAUACCAUGUCAAUAAGAUACACAUAAAUGAAUCUUAGCAGCUGCAGACUGGUUUAAGAUAUGAAAACUCUGAGGAGCUUGCAAAAAUUGACAAUUAAAGACUAAGACUUUAAACAUAUGAAACAAAUACAUGGUGUAUACCAAUGGAUUGUUAAACGCCUUUGAAGAAAAAUAGCAGAGUACUCUUUUUGAAAUCAAUGAACUGUACUGAAAAUUAACUUGACAAGAUUACACCAUAUUAAACAAGAAUGGAAGGAAGUCUUAUUAAGAAAGCAAAAUCUAUUUUUGAACACUCAGGGGAGUUUGAUGAAGAUGAUGAAGUGACAUUUACCUUUCCAAAUGAGGACAAUAAUCAAUUGUUCUACUCGAAAUUCAUUUUAUCGAGAUGUUCACCCGUGUUUAAGGCCAUGUUUAAACAUGAUUUCAAGGAAAAAAAGGACAAAAAUGUGAUAAUUGAGGACAUCAAGGUCGCAGAUUUCAAAACCUUUUUUAAAUGGUGUGAUCCAAUGCUAUCAGAACAUUUAACAGCUGAAAAUGUGCUCCAGAUGGUUGAAAUCGCAGAAAAAUACCAAAUUGAGGCAAUGAUUCAACAGUGCAGAAAAAUUAUGCAUCAUGAUAUAGUGGACAAGACUUUCCAACAGGCAAAAAGCGACCGUUAUUUUGCUACAUACCACAUAGACGAUAUUGUAAAGGUAUUAUUAGUGGCUACUAAGUAUAAUUACACAGAACUGUUGAAGACAGGAGAGGACUAUCUGGUGUGCUUUGAAGUUCAAAAUGUUCUCAACACGGAACCUUUUGAAAAACUACCUAUAGAACUAAAAUAUCGCAUUUUAUCAAAGCGUAUUUGCAAAGUUUAUGAAACUGUUGGCUUUAAGCAUGUGUAAAGUGGCAAAAUAUUUGAUUUGCGUACUAUUAGUAUUACGGUUUAUGUUGAUGAUGAAAGAUUAAAAUAAUACUGAUACUUACACACAGACAUUUGGUACACAUGUAGUCAGGUAAUUUAAUGACUGAAUAAUUUGAUCAUCCAAUGAACCAAACCCACCUUAACUUUUGUUUUAAUUUAUUAUUUCAAUAAUUUGUGCAAAAUGAACAAAUGCUUAUUAAUAAGGGUAAGCGAACACAAGAUGCACUGUACAUGUAUAUUAAGAGAUUUAGGCGUUUUUUUAAAAGGACAGAGUGCUGCAGAAGAGAGACAGGGUGCUGCAGAAGAGAGACAGGGUGCUGCAGAAGAGAGACAGGGUGCUAAGGGAGAAAAGGGCUCAUUAUGUACUGGGCUGUGAAGAAUUUGUACAUAAUGAAUUUGACAGAAAUGUUACAGAUUGUGGUUAAUUGAAGUAAUAUUAUGUUUCACUGCCAAACAUGUAAUGUUUUAAUAAUCAUGUAUUAAAUUUUAAUCAAAAUAAAAGGAAUAUUUGACAGUCUAAAGUGGUUAAGAUCCAUGGGGGUAAAAGGGUGCUUUAAAAAAUAACAGGGUGCAGCACCCUUAUACCAAACUUUUUUGCUGAAACUCUCUCUCACUCUCUCUAUAUAUACAUCCCAUGAUUGAAAAUUGCUCAUGAUUUAAAGGGACUUGCUAAUGUUUAAAAACCUAAUAGCUAUUUUUCCAGGUAAUGCAUCUGAAAACACUUAUUAUUAUUUUUCUCUAUGAUAUUGUCAUUGCAGAAAAAAAAUCAGUCAUAGUAUAAAAAAAAGUAUUUUGGUGGGUUGUGAACCCUGAAGUUAUCUGUCAUAUUUACCUUCUUUCUAGACAAAAACCAACAACAAUUGUUUGUAUAAUUAGCUUUAGUUCAUUUUACCUAAAGAGUUGUUUCUGAAUUUUUGUAUCCAUCAAAGUUAAUUUAUAUUUUUAAAACAUAUCAAAUACGCAAUGCCAAGGUUAUCAGCUAAACCAUGUAUAUUUUGCACAUAAAUGUAUACUGAUAUUGUUCCUUGUAUAUUUUGACAAGCAUUGGUACUGCUUACUGAAACAAACUGUUACUUAUAAAUUUUUUAGAAGUUUAAAAUCAGAUUCACAUCCCUCAGAAUGUUAAGUGUUGUUUUUUUCUUGGUUGUUAUGAUAUAAAGUUGCCAUUAUACAAAUAAAGGACAUUGUUGUUGU
Molecule: messenger RNA, 2226 nt
Organism: Mya arenaria
Lineage: Eukaryota; Metazoa; Mollusca; Bivalvia; Myida; Myidae
Exons: 2
Coding region: 377-1012 (211 amino acids)
Molecular function (GO): protein binding
Source: RefSeq, a predicted model, not a curated record